Aspergillus chevalieri is the source of this 846-nucleotide messenger RNA. RefSeq lists its product as uncharacterized. The transcript has a single exon. The record is from RefSeq and is a predicted model, not a curated record. Lineage: Eukaryota; Fungi; Ascomycota; Eurotiomycetes; Eurotiales; Aspergillaceae. Bases 1 to 846 code for a protein of 281 amino acids.
AUGGUGCAGGAACAGGUACAGGCACACCUGGCAGAAGAGCUGUCCAACUGGAGAGCAGAACAACAGACUCAUGAAGGGAUCUACCUUGAGCGGAUUACAAACCUGGAGCAGGAAGUCAGUAAACUACGCACAGAGCUUACAGAAGCCCGGCACACCAUCCAGCAGCCUGCGCCGGGGAGGCAAGACACACCGGCAAUUGAUACCCAACCAAACCGGGUAAACAAACAUGUCAACAGCCAAACCCCCAAGGUGAGGGAAAUGAGCCAACAACCAAGGCAGGAACCUAGUUUUGCAGACCUAGCUGCACUGCUCUCCACCAGACCGGGAGGACAGGAAUGGCAGGAGGUCACUAAAAAGAGGCCGAAGAACAGACAAAUCCAAGCAGUUGCUGCUGCUAACCAGCCUGAUCCAACCAAACUUAAGCCAGCCAAGGACAGCCCCAAAGAGGCACGGAGGCUACUCUUUCGCCGAGAGGGAGGCAAAACCGCCCCAAAAUCAGAGAAAGAGGAUGUCAUUCUGGCCAUCAACCGAGCAGUAGCAAAGGAACACUUCCCAGCGUUCAUCCGGGUGGUGGAUGCAGGAUAUACCAACACCGGAGCGAUUACAAUUCUCCUGGAGAAAGGCACCCUAGGCUCUAUGCUACUACCUGUCUACAAAGACCUACUGGUCACUGCAGCUCGACAAGCAGACCCAACAGUGAUAUCUGUUGAACUACCAGAACAAUGGUACCGUGUCAAGAUUCAUGGGGUCCCAAUUAGACGUUACCUCACUUGUGGUCUGGCUCUGGCUCGUGAAGAGAUUGAGCUAGGUGUGACGGCCUGGUCACGUUGGUUGCUUAUCACGUGA